CCUGAAGCCACUCAGGAUGGAAAUGGUGCUUCCUGCUGGCUUCCGAGCAGCCCGCCUCCAGCGCCUCGCUCUGUAUUGGCUCGGCUCCCUCCUUGGACUCCUUCUCAUUGGCUUAGUCAUAAAGGCUGCAUCCCCCCGCUCUCCCCCCCCCCGCCACUUCUGGAGCCCAAAAGGCAAAGCCUGAACUCUCCUCUCUGGGAUCCUGACUCUUCCACGGAGGUGACAGUUCAGAGAGGAAGUGUGAGGGAAACCCCAUUGGAGAAUUAUUGAGAGGUGCCAGAUGGGAAAAGAGGGGAAAGGAGGGCCUAAAAACUGAAGCAAAAUGGAACAGGAAUGGGUCAUCUGCUUCUCAGCAUGGAAUCCAACAAAUAAUGCAGAAAGGAAGAGAAAGAAGCUGUGCCCUCUGCAGAGAAGUAUGAAUCGUAAUUCCAUUCAACGACCAGAACAAACAAUUACAAAUGACCACCAAUUAAUUAAUAACCCCUCAGAAAAUUGAAUCUAAACACAAGAGAAAUUGCCCAAAGUCCUAUGCAAAGAUAAAUUGCUCCAAGUUCUGUAAAACAGUUACACCUAACGCUUGCUACUCAAGUGAAGUGAUUAUCUUGUGAUGUACUUUGCUUGCCAUUGAACAAAACGUAGCAGCAUUUAAAGGUAUUAAACCAUUUUCAUCUGAUAAAAGUAGAUGCAUAUAAAAACUGUCCAACCGUCGUGGGUAAUCAUUCAAAAAAGGGAGGAACCCUCUGCACAGGAAAAGCAUAGGUUCUGAACCAAGUUUUCAACCUCAGUGAGAAAUGAAUGCACGAGAGAAACCACAUAAAUGCUUGGAAUGUGGGAAAAGCUUUGUCCAGAGUGGCGAUCUUACUCGACAUCGGAGAACCCACACAGGGGAGAAACCAUAUCAAUGCAUGGAGUGUGGAAAGUGCUUCAGUGAGAGGGGAGCUCUUACUUCACACCAUAGAAUUCACACUGGGGAGAAACCAUAUAAAUGCUUGGAGUGUGGAAAGAGCUUCAGCACGAGUGGAGUUCUUAAUAAACACCAUAGAACCCACACUGGGGAAAAACCACAUAAAUGCUUGGAUUGUGGGAAAAGAUUCAGCUUGAGUGGCAAUCUUAUUAUUCAUCAAAGAACCCAUUCGGGAGAGAAACCAUAUAAAUGCUUUGAGUGCGGAAGGAGUUUCACCACAAAUGGAUAUCUCAGUAGACAUCGUAGAACCCAUACUGGCGAGAAACCACACAAAUGCUUUGAGUGUGGAAAGAGAUUCCGCACCAAAGGACAUCUUAAUAGUCAUCAAAGAACCCACACUGGGGAGAGACCACAUAUAUGCUUGGAGUGUGGAAAAAGAUUCAGCACAAGUGGAACUCUUAGAAGACAUUGUAGAACCCACACUGGGGAGAAACCGUAUACAUGCUGGGAGUGUGUGAAGAGCUUCAGCACGAGUGGAGGUCUUACUUCACAUCUUAGAAUCCACACUGGGGAGAAACCGCAUAAAUGCUUGGCGUGUGGAAAGAGCUUCAUCAUGAGUGGAGAUCUUACAAGACAUCAUAGAACCCACACAGGCGAGAAACCACAUCAGUGCUGGGAGUGUGGAAAGAGCUUCAGUGAGCGGGGAGCUCUUAAUUUACACCAUAGAAUCCACACUGGGGUGAAACCAUAUAAAUGCUUGCAGUGUGGAAAAAGCUUCAGUCAGAGUGGUGAUCUUAAUAAACAUCAUAGAACCCAUACUGGCGAGAAGCCAUAUCAAUGCUUGGAAUGUGGAAAGAGAUUCAACACCAAUUGGCAUCUUACUAGUCAUCAAAGAACUCACAGUGGCGAGAAACCACAUAAAUGUUUGGAGUGUGGAAGGAGCUUCAGUAGGAGGGCCCACCUUACUGCACACCAGGGAACUCAUAUAGGGUAGAAAAAAACAUAAAUCAUAUUUAGAGUCUGGAAACUGCUUCAAUCACUGUCAGUCCUUCCUUCAGCUGUAUUUUUGUUGUUUUGAUGUGGGUCUGUGUCUGUUUCAAAUAAAUGUAACAUA
This is a messenger RNA of Hemicordylus capensis (graceful crag lizard), 2018 nucleotides long. RefSeq names its product zinc finger protein ZFP2-like. Gene Ontology annotation, biological process: regulation of transcription by RNA polymerase II. Gene Ontology annotation, cellular component: nucleus. Lineage: Eukaryota; Metazoa; Chordata; Lepidosauria; Squamata; Cordylidae. The transcript has 2 exons. The record is from RefSeq and is a predicted model, not a curated record. Gene Ontology annotation, molecular function: RNA polymerase II cis-regulatory region sequence-specific DNA binding; DNA-binding transcription activator activity, RNA polymerase II-specific. Bases 792 to 1898 code for a protein of 368 amino acids.